UCGCAAAUUUCCUCUCGUGACGAUAAAUCUGGGCAAACCGAUUUGUACAGAUUCAUCCGAUGUGUGGUUAACACGUGGACGCUAUGAAAAUUAAUUUAACUGCAGAGAUUACAACUCUCAAAAAUGUGUUGCUCCGCGUAUAGCCUCCGUUAUUACCCUGGGAGAAAAAAAAAAGCCAUCGAGUCGAAAACCAUAUUUCUUCAAAUAGUUCCUAAGAAAUAUUUUGUUAGUUUAUGAUUAUUUGACUAAAACUCGAGUAAAUCGGAUGCGACGAUUUGCCCACGCGAAUUAACACGAGACGGUGAUAAGAGGAGAACCGUCCACGCCAAAAGAUCCUCUUCAGGAAUGACAAGACUCUUCCAGGGUGGGGAAUGCUUCCAGGACCUCCACUAGUUCCCACAUUUUGUUUACAUAUCAUGAACGCUUCAGAGAAUAAGUUGAUCUCCGGACGGUAAAGGACUAACAAUUUUUUAACGGAAAUUCGUUCGCCAAAAUGCGGAUCAGAAGUACGUGUACCCGGUCCCAGAUGCCCGCGAUUGUCAUCAUCGUGGUUUGGGUGGUCGUCCUGGCGAUGCUUCUCUAUGCAGCCUCCAGGGUCGGUUCUCUUCGAGAUCGCUUUCGCAUGAUCGGGAGCGAAGAGGGGAAUCGGCAACCUCUUCGGGAUUACGGGAGACACGAGGGUCCUGCAGAAGGACCUGCCUAUUCCGCGGGGAUGUACAUGGCCGGCCGCAGACCUGGAAACCGCAGUUUCUGCAGAUGGUCCUACGGGCUCCCGUUCAUCCUCGAGUAUUCCCAGGCCAAGAUCACUUCCAGCCCUGAAGCCGGAGAACGAGGAUCCUACAGGAUCCUGCCAUUCAUUGUGGCAGGGAUUGGGAGUGGAAUGGAAAAUCCUGGAUAUCCUGGAUCUCCUGGGAUUCAACUUCCUCCCUUGACUUUGUGCACUCACGCCACCGCUGACCAGGUCUACGCCAUUGUCGAGCUCGCCAGAAGAUGGGAAGGUCCCAUAAGCUUGGCGGUGUUCGCCCCGGGUCUGGACCUCGACCUCGCCGUGGCCCUGCUGGAUCGCGCCUGCCGCUGCGAGUCGUCCAUGACGAAGGUGUCCGUGCAUCUGGUCUUCCCGGCAGGUCGACCUCCAACCUUAGGAGGUUCUUUCGACCUAGGUCGAGGCGACUGUGCAGCUUCCGACCUCCAGUGGCGCGAGGACGAAACCGUGAGGCACAAGAUGGGCAUGACCUACCCCAUCAACGUGGCCAGGAACGUCGCCAGAACCCUGGCCACCACGUCGAGGGUGCUCGUCAGCGACAUCGAGCUUCUGCCAAGCGAUCGACUCGCCUCCGGCUUCCUGGAGAUGGUCGGCGACCAACCACCCAGGGUCGCCGUUGCCUUCGUCCUGCCCGUCUUCGAGGUGGAGGCUUAUGAAACUCCUCCUGGGAAUAAACGCGACCUGCUGAUGACCUCCAAGCUCGGCACCGCCGUCUACUUCCAUAGGUUCGUUUGUCCUCACUGUCAGCGGUUCCCUGGACUCACCAAGUGGAUGCUGAGACCUGACCCUGGAAGGGUCCGACCUCUUCUCGUCACUAGGAGAGAAUUUCCUCAUCACAGGUGGGAGCCCGUUUUUAUCGGGACCAAGACCGAUCCUCUGUACACGGAAGAAUUAUCCUGGGAAGGUCGGCAGGACAAAAUGGCACAGAUGCUGGAGAUGUGUCUUUUGAAUUAUCGCCUGGUAGUCCUCGACGGGGCAUUUUUAGUCCAUACUCCAGGAAUCAAGAAAAAAUCAAAUCGUCUCGAUCGCGACCAGAGGCGAAACGGCCAACACGAGAAGAGGAACAGUAAAACAUACCGGAAUGUCGUUCGAAGAUUGCUCUCUCACUAUCCUACGAAUCGACGAUGCACCCAAUAAGGACUGCGUAUUUUUUCCAUAUUUCAUCUGCCACCCCUUUUGAAAAUUUAUUCAAAUCUCAACGAGCCUCUUUUCGUCGCUGAGAGUACACAGUUGGUAUCGAGAUAACUGGAUCCUGCCCUGAAAAGACAUUAAGUAACAGUGGGAAAAAGUACGAGUUCAGUUAACGCACAAUUUGGAUCGCAAUAGCGGGAGAACGCUUCCCCCUGGAAACGGAAAAGCGAGCCGGAAUUGCGCGAACGGAAAAUUGCGGUCCUCUGAUUGGCUGAUCGCGG
Molecule: messenger RNA, 2175 nt
Organism: Orussus abietinus
Lineage: Eukaryota; Metazoa; Arthropoda; Insecta; Hymenoptera; Orussidae
Product: beta-1,4-glucuronyltransferase 1
Exons: 7
Coding region: 494-1900 (468 amino acids)
Source: RefSeq, a predicted model, not a curated record